Molecule: messenger RNA, 6381 nt
Organism: [Torrubiella] hemipterigena
Lineage: Eukaryota; Fungi; Ascomycota; Sordariomycetes; Hypocreales; Clavicipitaceae
Source: the annotation of a GenBank genome assembly
CCUAAACCCCAUUGCUGCCCUCCUUUUAGCUUCUCAUGCCGCUCAAACAGUAUUGCUUUUUCUAAUCUCUCGUUUGGGUCCUGUUCCCUCCUUUUUUUGUGCAUCCAGCCAGUUAUCUUCCUUUCUUUUCUCUAUAUUCCCUCGUCGUUUACGAACCUUUCUUUUUCUGCAGCUCAUCGCUCGCUGCAUCCUUUCCUUUCCCCAGCAGCCGUUAGGAAGCAAUAGAUCUUAGCAACCUGUCCCCCGUCCACAGGCCGAAUACUUUCUUUAACGUCGUUCGAUCUUGUGCACCCAGUCCAAUUAUACGGAGCAACGAUACAAGCAUCAAUAGCCCAGCAUGCCUGGCAUCUUCUCCCGCAUCAACAAGGCGCGGGAUGCUCGUCUCAAGAAGAAGAACGCUAUUAACGACUUGGAGAGCACCUUGCCCGCAAAGCCAAAGUGGGAUGAUGCCUACACACGAUCAUAUGUAGAUGCAGAGGAGGUGCAAGAGCUGUUGAGAUGUGCCGUUAACGAAAUCAAAUCGCGAGGUCUUGACCAGCCAUUUCUGCUACUACCUUUCCGACCUACUUCCGAUCCCAGCGCAGUGCGAACAUUUAUUCGAAACUUCUUUGAUAAUAACCCUGAUCUUCAGGGCGAGGCUUUGGCGCAAGAGCUUCGCAUGUACGAGCCCAUUGUGAUUGCCGGUGUAAUCAAGUGGUGCUGGAGCCGUCUUCAAGGCGGUGUCGUAGGAUGGGAUGCCUAUGAACUGUUCAAAAUCGGAGAAUAUGGUACGUCCAAACAGUAGCUCUAUUGCCAGCUUACGCUAAUCCGUCACAGAUUCUAAACUAGCGCGCGAUGCGUUCCGAACUUUCAUUCCUUUGAGCGUUGAUAGCGAUGCUCGUCAACAUAUCAUAUUUUCUUUCUUUGACCUACUCGCAGCCAUUGCCGCCCAUGGCAAAACCAACGGUUUCGGAGGUCGCAAGCUAUCCCGCAUGGCUGCCUGGUGGGCAUUUGAACAAAAGGAUACCGGAAAGGGAUUUGAUGGCGGAUACCAAGCUUGGCUGAAGGCCGCCGAUGCGACAUCUCAUCUCUUCUUCGCCUACUUACGAUCUAUGUCUCCCGAGGGUGGUUUAACUGGAAUUGAUCUUAUCCCAAGAGCCCUUCAAAAGCUGCUAGAUGAUACCGAGUAUCCACCAAAGCCAACAAACCUCUACGUCUCCAAAACGAACAAACUUGUCAUGGUUGUUGACAAGGUGUCGCCUACUCCGUUUGCUCUGCUUCGCCGUGCCAGUCAUUUCCAAUUCCGCGAAUCUGACGUCGUCUUGUCAAAGUUUUCCGCAUACGAUGACCCAGUUGAAGCAUUGACGGAGGAAUGCCACAGAGUUCUCAAAGCCGUCUCGGCAGCCAACCAGUCUCAGGUUUCAAGCUUACUGCAUUCUACCAGCUUGCGCGAUGCUUCCUGGUCUCGAUUCGAAGAUAUUGGUUUUUCCAACGCCCUUACAGAUGAAGAAGCUGCUCACGAAAGAUUACAGCCAAUAGAAAAGCCUCAGGGCCUUCGAAGCACGCCCGCUUCAGGAAAUGAUCUAGGUCGUCCCACGACCCCGUCCUGGGCAGAUUUUCUUUCUGCUGGCUUUGUGGACGAAAAUUCAAACACUGGUAUGCUUUUACCGCCUGACCAGGUGCUUCCACCCAUUGAGGUCGGUAAUCGACAGCGUAGCUCACAGUCGCACCACCCUCGCCUUGAAUCGGACCGCAACCUUGAACCAGGCGAGCUAGCUAGCAUAGCCCCUUUGAACCUGGAUGAUGCAUUCUGGUGGGUAUGGAUGAGCAGCUUAGCGCCCGAGGAAACGGUUGCGCGAAAGUCCGCCUUUGGCCGAUGCGCAGUCAUCGAAAUACACAUCAGCAAUGGGCAAUGGUUGGUCCUCGAAGAAAUGGUGGCCGGUUCUGCGCCUGAGCCCAAUGAAGGAGCAUACAUUGCCGAAAAGAAAAGCUUCUUCAGCUGGACGAAACGGUCCCGAACUGUGUCUCGACGAAAGACUGUAACAGGAAAACAAGGUGCCAAACCUGACAUGGCGGGUAUGGCAGACUAUAAGAGCAGUAGCGCUACUGAAUCGCAGGCCAAGAUACAGGCCAAGGCUCUUCAAAUAAGAGCUAUUCAAGAGAAGGGAGCAAGGCUAAGCAUUGCGGAAGAGGAAGAGAAGCGUCGUCGUGAAAGCGAGGCUGCUGCUCAGGAGACUCGUGCUUCUACCAUUCCUGUUCAAAUUGCCGGAGACGCCACGUCAGCGAUGAAAUGGGCUACAACCUACGACAAGGGUGCUGUCAAGGAAACAUAUCUCAACAAUGAAAAUGCCGGUCGUGGGACCUCUCUCACUCCAGCCACUUCGAUUGCCGCAUCCGUUACUCCAAGUGCGACAAGCAAUGCUCCUGUUGAGAAGGCUAACCCGCCGCCAACGGUUCCCGCUAAGACGACGCCUUCAGUUGCACCUGUUCCUCCAACUCCAGUUGCCAAAGACGUCAAGACAGCUGUCCAAACACCAGCCCCCGCGGCGGAUGCUGACAAGCCAUUGCCCGUGAGAAAGCCUGUUCCUUCAAAGGAUGACACCAAUGAGCCGGCGCAAAAUGUAUCUGCUUCAGCAGAGGCAAAGCCACCAGCAACCCCUCCCAAGGAUGAAAAGCCAAAGGCCGCCGAGAAACUUACUGUUGCAGAGCCUGAGGAGUCCGUAAAGCGAGCCAGUAUCGCCUCAUCGCAAACGACAACACCAUCCCUUCCUUCUGUUUCUUCUGUGCCCCAGUCGAAGCCUCUACCUGCUUCGCAAUCCACCCAGACCAUUAAAGGCAAAGACAAGGGUGGGCUACGUAAAUUAUUUACACGCAAAAACAGAAACUCGAAGCUGCCAGGAAGUUAUUCUACUGACGCAUUGGCUGCCCUAAGCCAGACCAACGAAGAGGCACCUUCUCCGGCAGUACCUGCCAAGCAGGCUGAUGUUCCUGUUGCUGCACCGGUGGCUAAGAAAAUCGAGGACAAGGCACCCUCUGCUGCCACAGAGGAAAGCCUGGCCAAGUCAGCGACAGAGGUCACUAACAGCGAAGUCACCGAUGAGUCGGCCAAGCCUUCUGCUACACCUAAUGCUGAGCAAUCUAAGGAAGCUGAAUCAGCUUCACAGGCUAAGCGUGUUUCACAAUUUAACCAAGGCCCCUUGACGGAACAGCCUGCCUUUGCUCCCGACUCCGAAGAGGAUAGCACAGCCUCGACUCCCACCCCAGUUGCGAACGAAGCCAAAUCCGAUGCCACCGACACCCCUAAGAGCAGCUCUGAUGUGGCAACUUUGGUUGAGCGUAAGCCCACUGAAGAAAACGCCACUGCUGGCAAGGAAGCUGCUCCAGCCACUACCGAAACCCCUACAACUGGCCUCACCAACACAGCGGGCCCUGGCGUUCAGGAUCGAUGGGCUCAGAUCCGUAAGAAUGCUGCUAAUAGAGCUGCCCAGCGACAAGCGGACGAGCGCAGCCGCGACGGACGUCCUAAGCAAGCGGAGGCUGACGGCGACACUAGUGGAGAAGAGACUAUUGAAUCCCGUGUGGCCCGUAUCAAGGCGCGAGUUGCUGAACUGACUGGCAAUAUGGAAGGCACUGCCUACCCCAACAACGCCAACGCCGGCGCCAACGCUGCCAAACAGUAAAAAGGUCAGGAGAGAUUGUAAUCUUGCCUUGUCUUAUACCCGGUCAUAUAUGACAUUGGUGGUGCUUUCUUGAACACAUUGUUGCAACCACCGUAUACCAUCGUUAUCAUUCUUUCCUUGCGAAGAUACCACCGAGACAUCACAGUAAGCCAAGCAGUAUAUCUGCUUUUUAUUGGAGACAGUUGAUACUCAGAGAUGUCAUUUGUUGUUGUUGUUGUUUUUUUUUGCUGCCGCUGAGAGGCUUUACACUCUCCAUCUACUCGUCUAUCUUUCCUUCCUUGUUUGUACACUCAGCGAUAAUAUCUGAAAGUCAUGAAAUUACAUAUCAGCGAGAAUAUCACAGUUUAUUGCAAUACCUUUCGGUCCGUAAAAGUGAUCAACCCAUAUGUGAGACGUUUCAAAGUGUUAUCAGUAUCAUUAUCGUCAUUGUUAUUUGUGAAUCUUGAGAGUAACCAGAAUCAUAACAUCAUAUUUGGUUUUAUCUACUCUCCAUUUGAACUUCGGUUACUUUUAGCCGAUGUCUCCUUCACAUCGUUGUCCACCAUCAUGAUGCGGUGACCAUGUUCCUCAUAGUCCUCAUGGCCCUCAUGAGGCGCAUUCUCAUCAAGGUCGACAAGAUUACCCUUCGCAUAUUCAUCCUUCAUUUUAAUAACAUCAUCUUUCUCAAUUUCGUGGGAGCUCUUCACACCCACAAAGCCACAUUGAUCAAGGAUCUCACCAAUCAAGUCAGGAUAUCGAAGAUGUCCACUGACCUGCGAGCUCAGAUCCAGAUUCUCAAUGCCUUUCACACCUUGAAUUGCCUGUAAUCCAGCGACACCUCGCUCCAAGCUAUGCAUACGGUAUGCAAAGCCUAGCACCAUGUCAUUUUCAGAGUAUACAUUGAAGAUUUUGCCCGACACAACGUUACGGAGGGUGCGCCAAUGUGCCGCAUCAGAAGGAGCAGGUGUACCGACAAUGACAACCGUAUCUAUCAGGCCAAAAGCUUGUCGCUCUGCCAACGACUGCAGACAUGCAUGGAUAGCUACAGCUCCGAGAGAGUAGCCGAUAAGUGUUACGGGGCGCUCUCCUUGAACCUUGUUGAUCAAUGCAUCGGCUAGCAGUCUACCUGCUUUCUUGGAGCGGUUGCUAGCUCGGUUGAACGGGUUAUCCACAUUGGACGCAAUGGCAACAACUUGGAUCGGCCACAGAGCCGCCCAGAGGGUAGCCAGAACGGUUCGCUUGAUGAUUUCGGACUUGAAGGCCUGCCAGGCAAACGACGAGACAAGAUCCUUAAGAGCGGUUCCUAACGCAAGUAACGCCUCCAUUUCGUAUCGUAGUGCGAAGACUUCGGUAUCCGUGUUGAGAGCUUGCCAGGGCUUAGCAAUAUCCUUCUCGUCGUUCAGCCAGCCGUUGAUUCCGAUCGUGACCCUUAGUCUGCGGCAAUCGUGAGCCUGGUCCUCUGGUUUACCAGAUGCAACGCUAGACGGCUCUUCUUCGAGUGGAAUAAAUUUAAAAUCUUCGACUUCCUUGGCAUACUUAUCCAUCAUAGAACCCGUCAUUUUAGCACCAUACGCUCCAAAUAAAGCGCCGACAAGGGCGCCGUUCAUCCAGAAGAUACCCAGGAAGCUUGCAACACCGCCUAAUCCCACACCACCGAGGAUUCCACCCAUGGCACCAGCAACAAGAGGAGCAGCCAGACCACCCGUGACACCAAUGAUGGUAGCUCCAGCCACCGAUGCGAGGCCGACCUUCCAGUAGCGACUAACUUUAUUCUCUUGUUGACGCUUUGCCGUUUCGGCUUCUGCUGACAUUCUUUCUUUUUUGGCCUUCUUAGAUGUAGAUGACUCAAUUAGAGACUUCGCUAUCUCACUCUCUUCCUGGUUGAGGAAAGUCUGAGAUAUAUUGAGAGACGAGGCCAAGUACAUUGCAAGGGCUCGCGAGUGGGCCGAAUAUUUUCCUGUAGAAAGAAGCAGGAGAAGUAUGCAUCCUAUACAUUCCCGUCGAUCAGCUUCAGGCAGUGCGGUGAGAGGUGUUUUUGUCGGUUUGUAUAACGCUUGUAAUGCAUUGAUAUCGUCUUUCAGCUCUGCUUCAGUAACAACCACUUCUACGGUUGGCUUUUCUCCGCUCAGGUCGACUCCUUCUAGGGAUUUUGCGAUUUCAUUCGUAGCGUCGAGUCUAGAUUUUCGUUCUUUUAAGAUAUCUUCGGUAUCUUUGACACGGAUUAUCUCUUCGAAUUUCGGCAUAAACUCCAUUUGCCAUGCCACGAGAUAUUGCAAAGCGCCGAGCUGAAUCUCUUCAGCUCGUUUUGUGGUUUUCGAAGGUGCAUUGUUAUUGUUCUUCCAAGGUAUCGGUACUUUGACACUCUUGAUAUUCUUCAUGACACCAUCGAACAUAUUGCCAUUGCCUUUUGCAGGCUUCUUGUGUGUGCUAUCCGCAUCAUCCGAUACAGGCGGUGUCGUCGUGCCAGACUUUUGACCAUCCUGUUUAUGCUCUUCGGAGUCUGACUCUGUAUCUGGAGUGAUUGAUCCCAGCUCUUCAGGCUUUGCUUCAACCUGGUUCGUCAUAUGUAAGAGGAUAUUGUCAACUAGUCGCAGUAAUUCGAGCCGUUUCUGCUGAUCGAGAGCAAUGACUAUUUGCCGAGGAUCGGCACAUAUCGGAGCCAUCUUUUCUGCUUUAUGUGGUGUAUUAUGGUUGUAAUGAUGCCGAAUUGAGUAAAUGUGUCAUUUAGAAAGGCCCGACCGAG